Molecule: messenger RNA, 1513 nt
Organism: Drosophila hydei
Lineage: Eukaryota; Metazoa; Arthropoda; Insecta; Diptera; Drosophilidae
Product: probable basic-leucine zipper transcription factor N
Exons: 2
Coding region: 265-1449 (394 amino acids)
Biological process (GO): regulation of transcription by RNA polymerase II
Cellular component (GO): nucleus; transcription regulator complex
Molecular function (GO): DNA binding
Source: RefSeq, a predicted model, not a curated record
CGCUUUCGUUGCGACAAGUUGUUGCUGUGUUUUUGCCCAACACACAACCAAAGAGCAAAACUAAUUUUGUUUUUCUCCACAUAUUAUUUUGAUACCGUUUGUUGCACUCGCCUCGUGUUGAAAGAGUGCGAGAGAGACAGAGCUAACUAGCUAGCGAGCGAGCGCGCGCAAAUUCUUGUGUUUGUUUUCCAUUUCCUUUUACUGUAAUGUGUUUGCCUGCAAUCGUAACGGUGCAGCUUGUCAGUGUUGUAAAGCGCUAGGAGCAUGGCUCGCAAGGAUGAUCCCGUUCUCAAUGUGAAAUUCGUGCAGCUGGUCGAGAAUCAGCCCUGCCUAUGGAAUUACACACAUCCGGGCUAUAGCAAAAAGGAGGAGGUGCAGAAGGCCUGGCAACAUGUGGCCAAUGAAAUAAAGGACACAGUUCGGAAUUCACGCGAGCGCUGGCGCACCAUUCGGAGUAGCUUCCUGCGAUCCUUGAAGCUGGCACGCACCCAGACGGGUCGCGGCAAGCGCAAAUACUACUUGUCCAAGUAUCUGCAGUUCCUGAUACCCUACACAAAGUCGCGAGCCUGUCACAAGCAGCUGCCGCUUGGCCAGCCGCCCAAUCCCAAUCCGAGCUCGAAUCUCAAUGUCAAUUCGAACUCGAACUCGAAUCCAGGUGGCGGAAUGGUGCUGCGCAAGCCGAGCACCUCGACGACAACGGUGACAGCGGCAGCCACAUAUCUGACGCGAAUCGGACAAAUGCGACUGCUGGAGCAGCAUCAUCAUCAUCAGCAGCAGCAGCAGCAGCAGCAUCAGCUGCAUCAGCAGGAGUUGGAGCUAGAGCUGGAGCUGGAGCGGGAACGGGAGCGGAAGCAGCAUCAUCAUCAGCAGGAGGACGACACCAAAGACAGCAAUGGCAGCCACGAGGAUGAGGAGCAGACGGCAGAGUCUCACGACGAGCAGGACGAGCAACGGCACGAGGCAUCGGCUGUGUCGCCGUUGCGACUGCAAGCCAUCAAAGUGGAGCACCAACACCAACAGCAGCAGCAACAACAACAGAGCACAGAGAAAAUUGCUGCUGCAGCUGGUGCACAGCACUCGCUGGUCACGUUGCCCGUGUCGAUGGCAGCGGCGCUGCGCAACAACAUGGACUGGACGAUGACCGAAUGGCUCAAAGGUAGCGCCAACCAGUUGCACUACAACAGCAAUAACAACAACAGCAGCAACUGCAACAACAAUCUGGCAACAACGCCACCAGGUGCAAGCACACCUGCGCCCGCAGCCUCAGUCGCUGCCGCGACGGCAGCAGCGCCAGCACCUGGCCUAACGCUCGCUCAGCCCGACGCCGAUUACUCGUUUCUAAUCAGCCUGCAUCCGUAUUUGAAAGAAAUGAGCGGCAAACAGAAUCGUAGAUUUAGGCAAAAAGUCGUAGGACUCAUCGACAAUGUGUUGGACAAUUUGGAUGUUUAGAAAACAUAUAAAAUGAAGAAACAAGAAAGAAGAAGAAAUAACCAACAGUGCCCAUUUGUUAUAA